GUCUUCGUGAUCAUCGAGGGCGCGACGCCACUGCACUCGGACAACCAGGCGGCCAUCGCGCUUACCCGAGACCACCAGUACCACGGGCGUACGAAGCAUAUGGACGUGCGCCUGCACUUCAUUCGCUAUGUGGUCGAUGACGGCAAGAUCAUACUCGUGUAUUGUCCUACCGAGGAGAUGGUUGCUGACGCGUUGACAAAGGCGCUGCCAAGCGCGAAGGCUAAGCACUUCGCCGCUGGGCUUGGACUUGGUCCGGCUUGAGGGGGAGUGAUGAGAUGCAGGUCAGUACAUACUUUACUUACCUAUAUACCCACGGACAAUCCGGACGCAAGUCCGCUACCUAUGCAUUCCUUCCUUUUAGGGUACAAUACACGGACCCACAAAACGGACCCAUACGGUCCCACAUACUUACAUAAGCCUCCGUAUAUCUUCACUUUCCGAUCGGCAGCUCUCCUCAGUC
Molecule: messenger RNA, 460 nt
Organism: Schizophyllum commune H4-8
Lineage: Eukaryota; Fungi; Basidiomycota; Agaricomycetes; Agaricales; Schizophyllaceae
Exons: 1
Source: RefSeq, a predicted model, not a curated record